CUAUGAUUCUAUCAUUUGAUAAUUGAUUGUGAUUUUAAAUCUGAUUUCAAACUACGAUAAAAUGCUACGAUCCCAGAACUUUCGAAUCACUAGCUUAGAGGUGAAAGUGCUUUUGUAAAACAAUGCCUGAACUUGUGAUGGUGUUCUUCACAUCCUAUAAUGUACAAACGAACGUACUCAAGGUAAGAUGGUACUAAUAAUAAAUACACUCUUUUCUAGAAAAAUGAAGGAAAAUGGAAAAUCAAAACAAAUUCUUUGAAAGAUAAGAUUCCUCCUUCUUAAAAGAAAUACCUUGGUUGGCCUGACAACAAAGUUAUGAUUGUCUCUUUGAAUUUUGGUUACCGUGAUGAAAUGGACUGAAGCAGGAUAAAAUCAGAAUAUUGCAUGUUUGAGUAAUGGAAAUGUUCAAAAAGGUCAAGAUUUUAUGUGAUGCUCAUAGCCGGCAUAUCUUUCAAUGAUACAAGCUCAGCUCAUUGAAUUUAACGUUUGUUCAAGAAAAAAACUUACUUGCCGAUUGUGCACUAAGUACUGAAAUGAAAAAGGGCUUUUUUCCCCACGAUAUACACAGCAUAAGGCCGUGACUGAUCUGUUACAAAGAAUCGUGACAAUCGAAAUUUAAUCCUCUUUGGAACAUCAUGUCGUUUCCACGACAACCGAUGACGUGAUUACAGAGGAACUAUUAGAUGGUUGCUUUUGACAAGGAGGAUCCUCUGCCAAAGCGUGCCUGAAGGCUAAGGAAAUUCGGGUGAUCAGGCCUCAGUCUCCAGGGAACACCAUGAUCGAAAAGACCAAGAUCGAGACCCUAGCCAAAACCCACUGGACCAAGGUCUUUGCUCUGAGAAAAUUCAUCUCCUUGGCCAAGGUCCAAUCUACUCAGGCCCCGGCUUCUUUGGUUGUGGGCGGGAUCUAUCAGGUGGGGAAGAAGAUCGCCAAUGGAGCCUUUGGACAACUCAGAUUGGGUCGAAAUCUUCGGACCAACGAGAACAUUGCCAUCAAGCUUGAACACGUCAACGCCAAAAUCCCCAUGUUGCUCUUGGAAUUCCGGUUCUAUCGGUCCAUGGGUAGCUAUGCUGGAUUACCCAAGGUCUUUUAUUAUGGAACAUGCGGCAAGUACAACGCUUUGGUCAUGGAAUUAUUGGGCUCAAAUUUGGAGGAGCUCUUCGUGAAAUGUAAAAGGCGUUUCACUUUGAAGACCAUCCUCCUGAUCGCCAUCCAGUUGCUCCAUCAUAUUGAAUACAUCCACUCCUAUGGGAUCAUAUAUCGGGAUAUCAAGCCCGAGAACUGUGUCAUCGGCCGAAGAGCUUGUGGUCGCUCAGACACUCUGUAUGUAGUGGACUUUGGCUUGGCCAAAGAGUACAUUGAUCCGGAUACAGGUCGGCAUAUCCCGUACACCGAGAACAAGAGCCUCACAGGAACUGUUCGAUAUAUGAGUAUCAAUUCUCAUCAAGGCAAAGAGCAAAGUCGCCGAGACGAUCUCGAGGCCUUGGGCCACGUGUUUUUCUAUUUUCUCUCCGGCGGAUUGUUGCCUUGGCAAGGGGUCAAGUGUGAGGAUGUCCGGAAGCGAUAUCAAAUCAUCGGGCACAUCAAGGAAGAGACUUCUAUCAACGAUUUGGGGCUCAACUACCCUUGGGAGUUCUCGGUGUACCUCCGAUACUGUCGGAACUUGAAGUUCAACCAACAGCCCGAUUAUGCCUAUCUUCGAGGUCUGUUCCGGAGUUGCCUCAAGCGAAUGGGUUGGAUGGAGGAUAAGGUGUUUGAUUGGAUGGACUUGAAGAGCUAUUCGUCAUGGUGUGCCAACUUGGAUGGUGCCAAUAACACCGGCGGCUUCAACAGUCCACGGUCUCGAAACAGUGCUCAAGGUCAGACCUUGAACUAUGAGCACAAACUGGCCUCCCGGUCCAACGAAUCCAUCGUUCUUUCUCGGAAUAAUCCGACAUACAAAUCCGAGCUCCAAAAUGUGGUCCAAGAGUUUUCCAAAAAGGAGGCGGAAUCCGAAGAUGACUCACAGCCAAUUCAAUUUAAAGUUCAAUCAAAAUCAACCAUGGUCGAGCCAGUUCUUCCUCAUCAGACAUUGUCCAUGAACGAUCAGGAAUCGGUGGAAAUAGCUUUUGCCAAAGCCCUAAAGGACAGACCAAAGUGCAACAGAACACUGGCCGGUUUAAGGUUCGACACCCCGUUGAUCAUCAUUCAUGCCAGUGACAAUGACGACACUUUAGAUCUGUCAGGAUCUAAAUCAAACACUCUAUCAUCCAGUGCUUCACGAUUACUUCAGAAUGAUAUUCCGUCAGUAACUAAACCCGUGGAUCAACCUCGGGUUAGACCCAUAGCCAAAAUCGAACCCAUCAAGAAAAAUGACGUUGACCUGACGCCCAAGAUAGGCAUUCUAUCUGAGCAAGACUUUUCGGCCUCUCAAUCGCUUUGGAACUCGCAGAGUGAUAAAGUUUCCAAAUGUUGUGCCAAAAACAAGGGCCCUGGAAAGAAUAGCUCGCCCGCCGAAUCCGUUAAAUUUGAUUCUUGUUGCGCUUUCCUCAAAAUUGCCAAAAUUUGUACUCAUUAAGCAAGCUUUGCAGAUAUUGUUCUGAAAUUUAGAUUGUGCUGACAAUAAGGCGUGAGCAUUUUAAGGACUUCUCUUUGUAAGUUGUUUGGCCUUUUUCUAGGUAAUCACAAUCAUAUGGAAAUUGAGGUCAAGUCUAGUAGGGAACAGCAUACUGUCUCUUUAACCUCAUAUUUGUGGCUCACUUAAAAGGCGGAAGAACUUAAAAAAUAGAUUCCUAUUGAGAUUUUUUGGCUUGCACCAAUAUCUAAAUCUCGCAUCAACAAGUGAAAAUGCUCUCUAAUUGCGUGAUAUCUGUUCGCCAUUUUUUUUGUUAAGAGCACUUAUGAUGAGUUUGGAGACAUUUUGUUAUUUCCACGAAAAGUUUGAUGAUUUUUGAUUAAACGAAAAUGACAACUUUCAAGACUGACUCAAUCUUCUGCAAAUCCCAAAAAGCACCUGAUUGAGAGCCUGAUAUGAAAAGGUGGGCUGCAUUAGUGUACUGAUUUUUCAAAUAGAAAAUAAACCGAUGGGUUGUAUUUUUGGGAGGUAACAAAGCAGUUAUAUUUUUCCAUUGCUUUUUCAGUUGUAAAAAGACUUUGGUUGACAAUGUUUGGUGGCAUUGCACAAUUUGCAUGCCACUUUGAUAGGGCUAGUAAAAAUAAAAUCAGAAUCAUGCGCUGAUGAACGAUUUCCAUUUAUUCUACAUUUAUAUGUAGUUUUGCAAUGCAAAAUGCUUAAGGCCACGAAUUAACAACGAAGAUGGUGUAUCCAAAUCUAAAACCACUUGAUAACUUCACUUUAAUUCUGAAGAAUGUAAUCAUGUACAAUUUGUGAUCGAAAUAUCUACAUUACUUCAGCUGAAAUAAAAUGAAUCAUAAUCACGUUGAUUUGAAAACAAGUUUAUGUCCAUGAUGUCAUAAAAGGAGAGGGUGUCAUUUUCUCUCAAAAAAUGAAGCAAAACUGAUCUGUGCAAUUAAAUCAUUAUGUAAGGAACGCUUGCUU
Molecule: messenger RNA, 3538 nt
Organism: Tigriopus californicus
Lineage: Eukaryota; Metazoa; Arthropoda; Copepoda; Harpacticoida; Harpacticidae
Product: casein kinase I-like
Exons: 1
Coding region: 776-2557 (593 amino acids)
Biological process (GO): endocytosis; peptidyl-serine phosphorylation; signal transduction
Cellular component (GO): plasma membrane; nucleus; cytoplasm
Molecular function (GO): ATP binding; protein serine/threonine kinase activity
Source: RefSeq, a predicted model, not a curated record